AGGCUCCUCAACGCACAAAGCUAGCAAAUUUCACGUCUGAAGAGGAUAUGAGGGUUUGUCAAGCUUGGUUGGCUGUGAGUUGUGAUCCCAUUGUCAACACUGGUCAGAAGCGUCAAGGAUUUUGGAAUCGGAUUACAGAGGCAUACAACUCUCGCAGAGGAUCAAUGCCAGAGAGGUCUACAAAAUCUCUCAUGAGCAGGUGGGACAGUAUCAAAACUCAAUGUUCUACAUUUGCUGGAUACAUGAUGGCUGUGCUUCGACAAAACCCAAGUGGCAUGACUGAUGCAGAUAAGACAUCUCUUGCGGCUACUCGGUUUGCUGCUGUUGAAAAGAAGCCCUUCCAUUUCUUACAUUGUUGGUCCAUAUUGAAGGAUCAACCAAAAUGGAUGGACCAGCACAUGGGUAACCAGAUUCCUCCACCGAACCCUAUUGGAACCCAAUCCAAUACUAUUGACUUAGAUGGUGGUGAAGACUCAGCUCCAUCAAGUUUUACUUCGAAGAGACCGCUUGGUCGUGAUUCAGCCAAGGAAAAGGCAAAGAAGCAAAGAUCAGAGAACACAUCAUCCACUGAUUCGGAGUACCUAACACGGAUGGGUGAGCUUUCUUUGGAACGGUUAUCUGUGUACAAAUCAGUAGCUUCAACUGAGGAGAAGAAGUUGGAGUUCAUGAAGAAACAGGAGAGGCAGAAACUCAUAUUGGAGAGGAAGAAGCUUAAUCUAGAGAAGAUGAAGAUGGAACGACAAAAGGUGAAGGAGGAGACGGAACAGGAGGUACUGAUAUUGAGCAUGGAUUUGACAAAAUGUAACCCCCUCCUUCGACAGUACUAUGAGGCGAAACAACAGGAGAUUCUGGCAAGGGUGACUGGAAGCUCGUCGUCAAGCAAGUGAAUGUUCAUGAAGACAUUGUAGUGUUUGAGGAAGUAAUGUUAGUUGUUUUCGAAAACAAGUUUAUUUACAGCACUUGUGCACUUGACAUUUUCCUGUUGUGUCAUGGUUUGGAGAACAAGU
This is a messenger RNA of Zea mays, 1007 nucleotides long. Its product is annotated as glutathione S-transferase T3. NCBI's taxonomy places the organism in Eukaryota, Viridiplantae, Streptophyta, Magnoliopsida, Poales, Poaceae. The record is from RefSeq and is a predicted model, not a curated record. The transcript is spliced from 2 exons. The coding region runs from base 48 to 887 and encodes 279 amino acids.